Molecule: messenger RNA, 1873 nt
Organism: Gigantopelta aegis
Lineage: Eukaryota; Metazoa; Mollusca; Gastropoda; Neomphalida; Peltospiridae
Product: zinc finger protein 569-like
Exons: 2
Coding region: 131-1651 (506 amino acids)
Biological process (GO): regulation of transcription by RNA polymerase II
Cellular component (GO): nucleus
Molecular function (GO): DNA-binding transcription factor activity, RNA polymerase II-specific; RNA polymerase II transcription regulatory region sequence-specific DNA binding
Source: RefSeq, a predicted model, not a curated record
AGAUAUUUUGCUUUCGUCCGUUUUGAACGAGACUACCUUAUUUCCUGUAGUGUUUUGACUUUAAAUUUGCUAACAAAAAGAAGAAUUUGUUUAGUCUGAUGUACUAUCAUUGUUAUUCAAUUUAACAACAAUGUUGACAAGAAAUGCAAAGCGCCGAUGGUCCUUAUCAGCUGUCAAAAUUAUCAAGACCUAUGAGUGUGAUGUGUGCCAAAAGCACACACAGAGAAUCACGACUCUGAGCUUAGCGAGUGCUGCCAUGCGGGAUCUGGCUGGUUGUAAGGAAUGGGAACAUUUUAAGUGUAAGAGGUGCCAAAGAUCCUUUAGUCAAAAACCCAGUCUUCAUGUUCAUAGGAGGAAGCAUUCAAAAUCGAAACCCUACAUAUGCACCCAGUGUAAUAAAAGAUUUAUCACACGGUCCGGCUUAGAAUUGCAUAGAAAUGCAUCUCACCAAGUGUGCGCUAGUAAAAAGAAGAUUGAAAAACAAAAUACGGAUGACACUAGACUAAACAAUGUUGAUGAAUUUCCAGCUUCUGCGUGUUUGAAACAGUUGAUACAAAUGGCAAUAAGUCAGCAAGAUGCCAGUAGCAUUAAAAAGGAAUUGUCUGUACCAAAGAUUCCAGCACCAAAGAUUCCAGAACUAAAGGUUCCAUCUAGUCAUUCAAAAACAAAAGACUCUAAUUCACCUAAAUCCAAAAGAUCAUAUAGUCUUCUGAACGCUACCAGUAUGUUACCAAUUAAAGGCAGUCUUGUUCUGGCUAGUGCACCAGAAGAUCCACAAGUAACUACUAAAAAGCAAGGUGUAACAUUUACUGUGGCUGACCAUUCUACAUCAUCUUCAGACAUUAUUAAUUAUUUGGUUAACAUAGACAUGGAUGGCAAGUCGAAACCUGUUCUGGUCACAUCGGGAAACAUUGGUAAAGAAAGCAGCAUUAUAGGUUCGUCCGGUUUACCCUGUGAUGUGAAGUCAGGCAGCACAUCUCUUGCCUUCGACUGUGUAGACUGUUCAGAAUCAUUUGACAGCUUCAAACUGUUGACCAAUCAUAGGAAGCUGCAUGUCAGGAAAUGGCCAAUCAGGGCUGUGUGUCCAUGGCGUCACUGUGGCAAAAAGUUGACAAGUCUAAAAAGACUUGAUUCACAUAUGAAAAGGCACAAUGGAGAAACCAAUUACCUUUGUGACAGAUGUGGCAAGCACUUCACUGACUGCGUGUUUUAUCAUAGACACAAGAUAGUGUGUCUACAACGAUUUAGAACAUACGAUUGCAACAUAUGUGGAAAGGUGUUGAGUGGAUAUUCUGCAUUACAGAAUCACAUACGGACGCACAAGGGAGAAAAACCAAACCAGUGCGAGAUUUGUGGUGUGCGAUUUAACAAUAUUUCACAUCUGACGCGCCAUAAGCGCAUUCACAUCAGAAAAGGAGAAAUGUCUGCCCCUGGAGCUGAUUCUAAGACAUCAGCCAUAACAAUGCAGUCCGUAUCGGACAUGCAGAAUGACGUGUUACUCGAAGAUUACACCAAUUAUACCACACCCGUUCAAAUUGGGAAUGAAGAGGUGGUGGCAUACUGUAUGGAGGAGCAAAAGAAACGCGUGGCAUUUGAACAGCAGGCUGAAGUGUUGCGUGCAACAGCAAAUGUGUGUAAGGAAAUGCAGUAGGCAUGUUCUGUCUAACACUGAACAAAUGUGGUGUAUAAUAGUUCCUACUUGUCAUAUUAAUCAUUAGUCUACAUAUAUUUUGGUAUCAGUAAUUCUUAAGAAUUGGUGACUAGUAGGAUAUAUACUCUUCAAAAAAAGAAACGCAAAAGGGUACAAAUGGGUUAUAACUCCGAUUUUAUGUUUCCUACCGGUUCAUGCUUUGUGAAUAUAAGAUCAUUGCAU